Messenger RNA from Mya arenaria, 2628 nucleotides. RefSeq lists its product as uncharacterized. The record is from RefSeq and is a predicted model, not a curated record. The transcript has a single exon. Lineage: Eukaryota; Metazoa; Mollusca; Bivalvia; Myida; Myidae. Bases 217 to 2064 code for a protein of 615 amino acids.
AGACACUUUGGUAAAUUAUUUAAAAUUUUAUAGAGUAUCAGAAGUUGUAGAUACGGAUAAGGGUGUUUAUUUUAAUUUAAAAUUUCACAGACUAAAUUUGUUUGGUUGUCUUAACUCAGUUAAUUUAAUGUACUUUUCAUUUCAAUAUAGCAGAGCAAAGGAGGGAAAUCGGUUCAACCUGAACACUAAAUUGACAUUAUAAUUACUGCUAUAAAAAUGUCAAGUGAAUCGAUAGGAGAAUCAUUAUGUGAUGGACAACAUGAAUUUCCAGAAACAGCAGCUGUCAUAUGUCUCGUUCAUAAGGAUUUCCUUUGUUUGCAAUGUUUAAUUAGUGGGGAAAAGAAACCAGAAUGUGUUGUGAAACAAUUAGACAAACUGUCACCGAGUGAGAAUCGCUUGUUUGAAGUAUUGAAAGUAAAGAAACGUCUUGCUGAGCGGAAAGACCUUAUUCAGAGCUAUACAAAAACUGUAAGUGAAAAGAGAGAUGAGUUGAAAACCCAAGUUAAAGAUCACGCUGAGGAAUUGGUGCAAAAAGUGAGGAAAAAUGAAGAAAUUACUUUGAAAGAUAUUGAGACUCAAGCGAAGACCCUAUUUGAUAAUGAGGAUGAUCAAAUGAAACAAAUUCAAAAACUUGAAAGUGAAAUAUCAGUAAAAACCAAAGAUGCUGAUAAUAUAACACAAAAAGAAGUUAACCAUUUGCACAAAAUGUUAGAAAAUGUUGCAGUUAUGAAUGAUAAAACAGUUGUAGGUAAUUACAUCAAGAAAAUGGCAUUGACUGGAAUCUCGAAUGGAUUAGGCACUGUGCAUAUUCAUGAAAACCUUGACUACGAUGAAGUGCAAGACAAUGCUGAGGAAAGGAUAGACAAAAAUGGAAAAGAACAAUCGUCACAAAUACCUGUUUGCCAUGAUGUCAAAAGCACUGACCAGCCUCCCGAAGCUGGACCUAAACCUCCUAUUCGGCCUAGCGAAACUCACCAACAAAACACGGCAUCUGAAGAAGCAGAAGGUAAAUCUGAAAAGGAAGAUACUGCUGAAAAUUCUAAAGCAGGGCCGCCUCUUCCAGAUAGAAAUAAACCUAAGAAAUCAGGAAAAGGCUUUCUAGGCAUUUUCAGGGAAGGCAGUGAAAAGAAGAGCGAUUCUUCUAAAGGAAAAGGUUCUUCAGAGACCCAAGAAACGCCUUACUUAAAAUUAGAAUUUCUUCCAUUUCACGAAUUGCCUGAGUUGAAAGGUAAACAGAUACAUGUCAAUGAGAGUUCUACAAAACAGAAACGGUCCAAAACAUCGAUAACUAACAUUUUAGUAACGGAUCAAAAUGCGCUGAUUUUGUUUGAUGAAAUCAAUCACAGGUUUAUUGUUUCCAACUUUUCUGGAGAAAUCGCGAUAACACAUAAACUACCAAUAGACCCGAUCAAGAUAACAGCGUUCGAAGAGAACUCGUUUGCGAUAUUGAACUGUAAACAAUUAAAGAUGGAAAAAUUCCGUAUUCAGAACAAAGAGCUUAAAAUAUCAGAUAUGAAGACGUCUUUGUGUGUGCAAAAGUCAUUCCACGUACUCGGGUUUGAAUAUGAAAAAAUAAAAAAGCAAUUUGCAUUGAGCGGGAUUGAAGAAGGAAAAGGUACGGUUCAUCUCAUAAAUGCAUCUACUGGUGAAGUUUCCGAUGUUUCCCGUGAGUUCCGAGUGUCAUCUACAGGAAGGAAGUGCAACCCUAAUGAUUUUAAAACACUGUACGACUUUGAAAAAGAUGGUGUUUACAUACUAAACACAUCUAGCAACACCAUGAAACGCUUCUCGUUUGUGAAGAAAGAUUUUGACUGGAAAAUCCAGUGCAAAGAUGCCAGUUUUGCACCUGGUCAAGUUGUAUUUGACGAACAAAACCUGUACAUUACAUCCAAAAAUAACAUUACACUCUUUUCAAAGGAGUCUGGAGAAACCAAGACGACACGAACUGCACGCGUUGGCAAUUUGAAGGCAAUCUGCUUGAUGAUUGAUCAACGCACAGCAAUAGUGUCGUGCGAUUCUUCUGACUCACGGAAGUCAAUGACACUUGAAUAUAUCGCCUUGUAAGACUGGUGCGAACUAUAAAAACGGUGUACAUAAAUCGACAAAAGUCUUAUAUAAAUCGGACAAAAAUUUAACAAUAUGCUUAUUCAUCUAUUAUGUACCAAAGAGGAUUUUACUAAAUUAAGUUAGUCUGGUGUGUCAUUGUGUUUAUUGUACAAAGUUUCUUGUUAACAAGAAUGAAAACAAAUGUUAUGCUAUGUAGUGUCAAUUUCUUGUAUUAUGUUUUAAUUGAUGGGACUUCUUUUGUAUCACAUUGGUUUAGUUUUUCAAAUCCAAGUUUUAUGUAAAUGUAUCAUUUGAGGGAUAUAAUAUUUGCUUUAGAUACGAAUAUGAAUGCAUAAACGGAUUUGCAUAUGUGCAAGUUGUAAUGAAAAUGUUAUACUGAUUAAGACGAAUAUGCAUAAAAAGAUCUGCAGAUGUUGCGAAUGAGCUUGUGAGAGACUGUAAACUGUUUUGACUCUUUUGUCUAUUAUUAUUUACUGUGUGUGGAUUUGAUUCCAGAGUUGUUUGAUAUACAUGGCCAUAAUAUUAUAUUUAUUCAAGAAUGCAUAUUAAACUUCAAUUGCC